CCCAACAAGGUAGUGCUUAUUCACUACCUUACCUGAAUGUUUUGGAAUACCGCCCUAUAUGACCGUGGUUAAUGAAGCGUAAACAAACGAAGUUGCACGAACGUGGUAGGGAACCGAAACUACGUGAGUUGUAGGCUUCCCCUUUGUUAUCGCCUAAUUAACAACUCUCUCAAGGAAGCUAUAACAUCUAUGGUUUUUUAAUGUUUAUGUUAAACAGGCCCAAUGUACAAAUGCAAGGUAUUGGUACAAAUGAAUGUCCGGCAUUAAUGACAGUAGUACUUGUGUUAUUGUUUAACGAAGAAGUAUGUCAGAUGAUAUUUUAGUACACGUCAAGGUCCCGUUCCCGAGCGCGAAGGAGGCGGAGAUAGCGUACAACGUCCUGCGUGUGGACCAGGAGCCCAAGAAGAACUCUGUCCGCAAGGUCCUGACCUUGGAGGGCUGCUCGCUGCACAUGUGAGUCCUGACUCUCCGGCCAAUAGGAAGCCAAGCUGUAACUCAUUCAGUCAUGCCAACACCACAGUGUACUCGCAUGUUCAGCAUGAAACCAGCGGUACAACACUUGUAAGGAACACGGGCAUGAAACCUGGCUGUUGCAACACUGCAAAACACUAUUCGCUGGUGAUGGGCGCACAUGAAGAUAAUAAAUCGGUUCAUACUAACUAUGCAUUUACUGUUACCUAAGUGUUUCAAUUGGUAUCACCAAAUGCUCUUUCAAAAUUCAUUUUAACUUCUCUCGUGAGAAUUGUCUCUACCCACUAUGAAAAAUCUCAGCCGUUAAAUAACUCAUGUUCGAAAUCUUGAUGCAGUUUAAUCAGUCGCCUCAUAUGUAAUCUUGCAGCGAUUGUACAGCAAGUUGAGCAAAGCAGUUGACAAGCUCAAUAUAGUGGGAGAAAGCUUAAACAUUUACCAGUUUUAUCUCAAGUAGAAGUAACUUAUUUGCUUGAUGAGGUAGUGGGAAAUAUUUGCCACAACAAUUCUUGAAAUGAUUAAAUAGGUUAGUCUAAGAGUGUAAUGAAUUUUUUGUAGAUGAAAAUGAAAAUUUGGUAAGCCUUCACUAGCUGUUCAUUGCCAAAUCCACGGACAGUUCCGAAGGACUCAGCCUUAAAAGUUCCUCGGCUUCCAUUUUUCCCAUUUCCCUUUCCCUGAGCUCCUGGCCUCUGGGCUCACCGGCCUGUGUGUUCCCUGCGCAGACGGCUGAGCAGCCCGGAGGCUCGCAGCGUGCGAGUGAGUGCCGGCCUGUGUGUUCCCUGCGCAGACGGCUGAGCAGCCCGGAGGCUCGCAGCGUGCGAGUGAGUGCCGGCCUGUGUGUUCCCUGCGCAGACGGCUGAGCAGCCCGGAGGCUCGCAGCGUGCGAGUGAGUGCCGGCCUGUGUGUUCCCUGCGCAGACGGCUGAGCAGCCCGGAGGCUCGCAGCGUGCGAGUGAGUGCCGGCCUGUGUGUUCCCUGCGCAGACGGCUGAGCAGCCCGGAGGCUCGCAGCGUGCGAGUGAGCGCCGGCUCCGUGCUGGAGCACCUCCUGCUGGUGAUGGAGACCAUGGAGCAGUUCGCGUGACAUGCCCGAGCACACGCCCGCGCCCACGCCCAGCCGCUCCGUGUACGGCUUCGUGCUGCACCUGAGCUGCCGCUCGGCCCUGGCACUGUACCUGGUGUGGGCGCUGGUGCCCCACGAGGCGCUGGCCGCCGCCGGCCUCUCCUACUGGCCGCAGAAGCACUGGGCGGUCGCCGUGCCGGUGCACCUGUGCGUCACGCUGGGGCUGUUUGCGUUCCUGGUGUACCCCAGCCUCGGCCUGGUCAUGACGCCCGCCGCCAGCGACAUGCGCACCGUCACCGACGGCCAUGCCUUGCGCCUGGCUCGGGGGGCCGUGCCCCCUGGGGCCGUCCCGCCCGUCUCCGACAUACCCGUGUCCCAGGUGUGCCGCCACCUCUACCUGGACUAGCCGCCCGCUGCACUCGUACCUGAUGGAGUGUUAGGUGACGUUACUUUUGGUGCUCUCCAAUUAUAGUGGAGGAGAAGGAAAGAGAAGUUGGGAAACCUUUUAUUUAGAAUGUUGCGAGACACAUUCGUACAUCAUACAAUGCUACCCAAAAAUUGUUUCAUGAUUAUUGUAGCACCAAGGUUCUGUUACUGUCUACCCAGGUGACUUCACAUUUGUCCUUAUAAAGAUUAAGAUUUAUAUCCCAACUUUCACUAGUGAAACCCUAGCUCAUUUUAUAUGCAAGAAACUACUGACCCAUGCUACUUCCUGAGUUGUUGGCAGUAUAUAUUUGCCGAAGGAAUGUCUUUUCCCCAGUGAACAUCUUUGACUCAUAUUAACAUCUGCUCAGUAUCUUCAGCUACCAUUUACCAAUAAUUUCUCUGUUGUCGGUUUAACUAAUUGUAGAUUCAUUCACAUUUGAUGAAUUUAAUGAAUGCAUUGAUUCAGCCAGCUUCUUUGGUACAAUUCUGUACUUAUAAAUACUUAAUAUGAUUAGUAGACAUGCAUUUAUGAUUAAAUUUUAUGGCACCAAAUGGUAUUUUUUUUACAGUUAUUUUGUGCACUUACAUUAAUUUUUACAAAAUAUUUACACUUUUGUUUUAAAAAAUUAAAUUAAAAUUAUUUAAUUUACACCUCACUACUAUAAUCCAAUAAAAAUGGCAUUACUGUAUACUUGAAGCUAAAGAAUACAAAAUAAUGAACUUUUGGAGAUUUCAUUUUGUAAAUGACAAAUGUAAUUAAUCAGUGUGUUGUUCUGUUAAAAAUUAUUUAUCUUGUUACUAUAGGCUGGAUGUACAAGUACAACCUCUAUUGUAUUUGAGUCCAAUUAACCUCAAGAUGUCAGUUCAGAAAUAAAAGUACCUAUGCUAUAACCUCUAAUGUUGGCAGAAUUAAUAAACAAAACACCACCUAACAAGAAAAAAAUCUCUGUUUAAUAACUGUCUUCUUUUUUCACUUUGAGUUGUUACUACACGACAAUGAAAAAAAAAUUUGCGUAGAAGUCUCUUUUGUUUCUUGUUGCACUAUAUAUACUUUUAAAUGGUCACUCCUGAUCACAUGCUUUGCAAUAAUCCUUCAAAUAUGCCAGUUACAAUGUGUAACUUGUAACCAUUGAGAAUGUUUACAUGUUCUUUAUUAUUAUUUUGCAAAUAUAUGUAUUUAAGUAUGAAUUAUGAUGUAUAACGUGGUAUAUUUAUUUAUUGAAAUUGGGCUCCUAAUUUUAUAUAUAUGUUUCUCCAGAAAUAAACAAUUGAUUAUGA
Messenger RNA from Bacillus rossius redtenbacheri, 3233 nucleotides. RefSeq names its product phosphatidylinositol N-acetylglucosaminyltransferase subunit P (gene PIG-P). Bases 1552 to 1935 code for a protein of 127 amino acids. The transcript has 2 exons. Gene Ontology annotation, cellular component: endoplasmic reticulum. NCBI's taxonomy places the organism in Eukaryota, Metazoa, Arthropoda, Insecta, Phasmatodea, Bacillidae. The record is from RefSeq and is a predicted model, not a curated record. Gene Ontology annotation, biological process: GPI anchor biosynthetic process.